AUGCCGUCGGACCAGAACGCGCCCGCAACAGCGGGGAGUGAGAGGCCCGGACACCGCGACAUGAUGUUCUGCCACGAAUGCGCCGACGAGUGGUAUCGAGACGAGCGCGGCCUUACGUGUCCGGAGUGCGGUUCAGACUUCACAGAGAUUAUCGAAGACGAGAAUGACCCCCGGGACAGCAACAUGUUCGGCCACGACGGCGACCAGGAUGAUGAGGACAUGCCUGACCACGACCAGGCCCCGCUACCACGUCUGAAUUCCCACCAGAAUCCAUUUGCGAACGACGACCCAGAGGAAGCGGACAUAAGCAACUUCAACUUCGUACGGGUCGGACCUGGCAGAUUCAACGUCCAAGCUACCAUAACACGGUCCGUCCCUCCACAAGGCCUCGCUGUUGCCAAUGCGCCUGGCUCGAUUGGCGGCUUCAUGUCGAUGCUCAAUGGCUUGACGCGAGCUGCUGUACAAGCACAGGCGCCGGGUCAGGCUCAGCCUCGCGGACAGGGCGAGGGACUCUUCUCAGGUGCCGGCCUAUCUGCGUACCAAGGGGCGCAAGGCCAAGGACAACCGGGCGUGCACUCAGGACAGUUUACAUACCACGGUGGAGCGCGACUGGCACCUCGUGGCGAUGGGCCUGGCAUACGGGUUGAACCUGUCGAUGACAUUUCGAACGUUAUGACUGGUCUGAUGGCAGCACUUGGAGCUCAGAAUUUGCCCCAGGGCGGGGAUGGCAGUGGUCGUGGUGGGCCAGGUGGAGAAAAUGUCCCUGCACCUUUCUUGAAUCUCUUCCAAUCGCUUGGUCUCAUUCCAGGUGGAGGUCAAAUGGGCGACUUUGUGUACUCGCAAGAAGGCCUCGACCGCAUCGUCUCACAGCUUAUGGAGCAGACAGCGACAAGCAAUGCUCCCCCACCUGCCACACAAGCCGACAUCGAUGCGCUACCCCGAAAGAAGGUGGACGAGAGCAUGCUUGGAACAGAGCACACCGCUGAGUGCAGCAUUUGCAUGGACGAGGUAAACAUUGGUGAAGAGGUCACCGAGCUGCCCUGCAGGCAUUGGUUUCACCACACAUGCGUCUCGGCAUGGCUGCUUGAGCACGACACAUGCCCACACUGUCGAAAGGGGAUCACCAAACAGCUGGAUGGCGGAGCCAAUGCACAGGCGUCCACAUCAGGUGCACAAGCUACUACUGGGACCAGACCAUCAGGGUCGAGAUCAAUGCCCGGUGCGUUCGAGGACGUUGCUGAUGACGGCACUUCAUCAGGCCCAUACGUCGUUCCAGCAGAGCCAGGGUCUGCAGAGGACCGAGCUACCGGUACAUCCACAGCUACGGAUGCGGCUUCAGGUGGAGUCGGUAACCGUAUACGCAGGGGUCCGUCCUCUGGCUCUCAGUCCUGA
This is a messenger RNA of Didymella exigua CBS 183.55, 1392 nucleotides long. RefSeq lists its product as uncharacterized. The coding region runs from base 1 to 1392 and encodes 463 amino acids. Gene Ontology annotation, cellular component: nucleoplasm; cytoplasm. The record is from RefSeq and is a predicted model, not a curated record. Lineage: Eukaryota; Fungi; Ascomycota; Dothideomycetes; Pleosporales; Didymellaceae. The transcript has 3 exons.